AUGCCUGCUCGCACUACUCCAGACCUUGAGAGCCAGGUCAGCCAAUCUUCAGCUCUUGUAAUCCCACCACCAUACAUGGACCCAGCUCAUGCUCAAGCCAAGAAGCUCCAGUCCAGACUGAGCCGCGAAUCGAUUUCGCAAAUGAAGCCUUGUGAGCACUGCGGCGCAGCUCCAAAUGCUCAAGUGGCACAUCUUCCAAGAGAGCAAGGUUGGUUUAGAGAAGGAUACAAUUUUUUAAAUGUAUUUUUCUCAGUAUUCGUCUGGCCAGCCGUCCGACCAACCAACCAUAUCCAUCAGGACUCGCGUAAAUUCAUCGGCUAUGUCAUUCUGAUCGCUUUUGUGAUUUUCUUGCUCUUCGCGGCUUGCAAGUAUCUCCCAUGA
Molecule: messenger RNA, 381 nt
Organism: Caenorhabditis briggsae
Lineage: Eukaryota; Metazoa; Nematoda; Chromadorea; Rhabditida; Rhabditidae
Exons: 1
Coding region: 1-381 (126 amino acids)
Source: RefSeq, a predicted model, not a curated record